Arabidopsis arenosa is the source of this 1032-nucleotide messenger RNA. NCBI's taxonomy places the organism in Eukaryota, Viridiplantae, Streptophyta, Magnoliopsida, Brassicales, Brassicaceae. The record is from the annotation of a GenBank genome assembly.
CUGACGGAUGUUAUCAAUCACAUUAUUUUUCUCAUUAUUAAAUUAAAAUGAGCAACAAUAAGGAAAAAUGGUGAGCGUCGCAGUAAAGACCAGAGAGGGGUGAUUCUUGAAGCUAAGUCGCUGAGUUUAAGUUGCAGAUCUUGAGGUUAAGAGAAAGGGAGUGAGUGUUGUGUAAUGGAGGAGGUAAAGGGACAGAGAGGGAGUGGAACCACAGAGGCAGAUUUUGUGUUGCAAUGGGGAGAAAGAAAAAGAGUUAGAUGUAUGAAAGUGAAGAAAGAUCAAAGCCUUGCAAAUGGCAAAUCAACUGAUUGCUUGACUAAACGUAAACUCAUUUCGCGUGCUGUCUCUUCUGAGAGAGGCUCGCCUUCUCGACAUCUUAACCGUCCUAACAAGAUCACAGAUUCUCUAGUCAAUGUGCGGAGAUCGUUUGUGGCGUCGCCUGAGAAGGAAGACAGGUAUUACACAACUAGGGGUUCGAUGGGUAUAGAUGAGAGUGGAAAAAUUAUUAAGGAACCUGUGAAAGAAACCAAGAAGCAUGUGUGGCCAAAGUUGUUUAUAACUUUGUCAAAUAAAGAGAAGGAAGAAGAUUUCUUGGCUAUGAAAGGUUGCAAGCUUCCUCAAAGACCUAAGAAACGAGCCAAAUUGGUUCAGAAGACAUUGCUUCUGGUGAGUCCAGGAGCUUGGUUAUCAGAUCUGUGCAAAGAGAGAUAUGAAGUAAGAGAGAAGAAGACUUCAAAGAAGAGACCAAGAGGAUUGAAGGCAAUGGGGAGCAUGGAAAGCGAUUCGGAGUGAAGACUCUCACUAAAAAGAACUCAAAGAAAUAUUCAAGAUUUUGGUGAGGGGUAGAAUGGAUGUAUUUCGGUUUUUCAUUACAUUUUGAGAUGCCUCUCUUCAUUACUACAGGUUAACAAUGAGGCACUUGUAUUUUUGAUGAUGUUUUGCUUUCAAAGCUAAUCUAUCUUCUUGAUCUGUCUCUUUUCUCACCUUUUGCUUGUUUGACUUGUUGAUCUGCACAUAGACAAAUCAUGUACA